AUGAGAUCGUCACUGUUUCUAGUCGCGGCGCAAGCUCUGCUGAGCUAUGCUCUCAGCAGCGGCGGACGUCCUGAUACGCUAAUACGGGAUUUUUCUGAGAAACGACAAGCCGCGCAAGAUAUCGUCACCUGGGAUAAGCACUCGCUCUUUGUCCAUGGCGAAAGAGUGUUGAUCUUUAGUGGGGAGUUCCAUCCGUUCAGACUCCCAGUGCCAUCUCUGUGGAUCGAUGUCCUACAGAAAGUUAAAGCGCUUGGUUUUAAUUGCAUCUCGUUCUACAUCGACUGGGCUCUCUUGGAAGGGAAGCCCGGGGAUUUCUCUGCAGAGGGUGUCUUUGACUUGCAGCCGUUCUUUGAUGCUGCUCAAAAGGUCGGGAUUUAUCUCAUCGCUAGGCCUGGCCCUUACAUCAAUGCCGAGGUUAGUGGCGGUGGGUUCCCAGGAUGGAUCCAACGGGUUCAUGGUCUUUUGAGGAGUGCCGCACCAGAUUUCCUUAAUGCGACGGAUAAUUAUAUGUCAAACAUCGGCAAAAUAAUUGCAGAUGCUCAAAUUACAAAUGGCGGCCCGGUAAUUCUAUUCCAACCUGAGAAUGAGUAUUCGGGAGCUGGCGCUUAUACCCCUUUCCCGGACGGGUCAUACAUGGAAUACGUUCUUCAACAGGCCCGGGAUGCUGGGAUAGUUGUUCCUUUCAUCAGUAACGAUGCGAGCCCCCUCGGCCACAACGCCCCAGGAACCGGCGAAGGUGAAGUUGAUAUCUAUGGGCACGAUGGUUAUCCAUUGGGAUUUGAUUGCGCACAUCCCACGGUUUGGCCUAAAGGAAAUUUACCCACGAAUUAUCGAAGCGACCAUCUCGAGCAGAGUCCAACGACGCCUUACUCCAUAGUUGAAUUUCAAGCCGGCUCAUUUGAUCCUUGGGGAGGUUGGGGGUUUGAACAGUGCAGUUCGCUUGUGAAUCACGAGUUUCAACGAGUCUUCUACAAGAAUAACUAUGCUGCGGGUGUGACGAUAAACAAUCUCUACAUGAUCUUCGGCGGGACUAACUGGGGUAACCUCGGACAUCCUGGCGGAUACACUUCGUACGAUUACGGAAGUGUCAUCAAGGAGGAUCGAACUGUUACACGGGAGAAGUACUCGGAACUAAAGUUACAGGCGACGUUCCUACAGUCUAGCCCCGGUUACCUUACUGCAACCCCGGGUAGCAGUUCGAAUAACGUCUACAGUGAUAACCCUGACAUCACCAUUACACCGAUACUAGCAAACAGCACAGAUGAUGCUUCGUUCUUCGUAGUAAGGCAUACCAACUACUCGAGUUUUGAGUCGACACAAUACAAGGUCAAACUACCGACGUCCCAAGGGACACUUACCAUUCCUCAGACAAACCAGUCUCUCAGCCUCAAUGGCCGAGACUCAAAGAUAAUAGUUACCGACUACGAUGUUCAAGGCACUCGACUACUUUACUCCACUGCCGAUGUUUUUACACAUCUGAAGCAAGGAGACCAGACGAUUCUUAUUCUUUAUGCUGGAUCUAAUGAGCACAAUGAAUUCGCAAUUGAAGCGCCAUCAAACAGUCAAGUUAAGAAGAUCGAUGGUGACCAAUCAUACAGCGUAACAAGAAGCAACUCUAGCUUUUUGACCGUAGAUUGGGCGACCCCUGAUGAGCGAUCUAUCCUUCAUAUCGGUGAUAGCCUCUUGGUUUAUCUACUCAAUCGCAACGCAGCAUAUAACUAUUGGCUUACUGAUAUCGAGGGCACAGACGAUAAAGUGCUCAUCAACGGGCCAUACCUCGUGCGUUCCGCUUCCCUAGAGAACAAUGAGCUACACAUCAAAGCCGACUUCAACACGUCCACGGCGGUUGAAAUUGUAGGAACCUCAGGGGCGAAGCUUUUCGUCAAUGACGUAGAAACUUCGAUCGAGUCGUCAGAUUUUUCGGCGACUGCCAAUGUUUCCGUAAACAGCCCUUCGUUUAGCAUCCCGAAUCUGGCAGAUCUCGAGUGGAAGUACAUCGACUCGCUCCCAGAGAUCCAGGAGGGAUACGACGAUUCGCUAUGGACGAAGGCAGACCAUAAAUUUACCGACAACACUUACCAACCCCUCUUCACCCCCGUUUCAACCUACUCUUCCGAUUAUGGAUUCCAUACCGGAGUACUCCUGUACCGGGGCCAUUUCAACGCCACGGGCAACGAAGGGAAUUUCUCCCUAUGGACUCAAGGAGGGAGCGGGUUUGCCGUAUCAGUAUGGCUUGACGACCACCUUCUCUCGUCGUUUGGCGGAAACCCAGGAAACGCAAGCUACCAAGGCAAAUACGACGUCACCGGUGCUGGCCUUGAAGCCGGGACGGAGCACGUUUUUACUGUCGUCGUAGAGAAUAUGGGCCUAAGCGAGAACUGGAUCGUUGCCGACGAGAUGAAGCAGCCUCGCGGAAUCUUAGGGUGGAGGCUGGAUACGUCCAAAGCGACUAAUACGCCCAUCAGCUGGAAACUGACGGGAAAUCUUGGUGGUGAAGACUACCUAGACCGUGUGCGCGGCCCAUUAAAUGAAGGUGGCUUGUUCGUCGAACGCCAAGGAUACCACCUCCCAGGCGCGCCGACAGAAUCAUGGGUCUCCCACUCCCCGCUGGAAGGUAUCGGCUUGCCAGGCAUUGCCUUCUACGCGACCUCUUUCGACCUUAACUUGCCUUCUGACGAAUGGGACAUCCCGCUAUCAUUCUCAUUCUCCAACGACACUUCCGCUUCCGGCGUCUACCGGGCUCAACUGUACGUGAACGGUUGGCAAUACGGCAAGCUGAGUAGCAACGUCGGUCCCCAGACAGUAUUCCCUGUACCGGAAGGAAUCCUAAACUAUAACGGCACGAACUAUGUCGGUAUUUCUCUAUGGGCUCUCGAACAAGGUGGUGCGAAGAUCCCUGGGCUCGAACUCGUGGCUGGAACGCCAGUAUGGACAGGAAGGGAGAAGGUCGAGCUCGUGGAUAGCCCGGGCUGGGCGGAAAGAGAACGUGCUUACUGA
This is a messenger RNA of Daldinia childiae, 2997 nucleotides long. Its product is annotated as putative beta-galactosidase A. The coding region runs from base 1 to 2997 and encodes 998 amino acids. Gene Ontology annotation, biological process: carbohydrate metabolic process. The transcript is spliced from 5 exons. Gene Ontology annotation, molecular function: beta-galactosidase activity. The record is from RefSeq and is a predicted model, not a curated record. NCBI's taxonomy places the organism in Eukaryota, Fungi, Ascomycota, Sordariomycetes, Xylariales, Hypoxylaceae. Gene Ontology annotation, cellular component: vacuole.